Molecule: messenger RNA, 1170 nt
Organism: Heterostelium album PN500
Lineage: Eukaryota; Evosea; Eumycetozoa; Acytosteliales; Acytosteliaceae
Exons: 3
Coding region: 1-1170 (389 amino acids)
Molecular function (GO): nucleic acid binding
Source: RefSeq, a predicted model, not a curated record
AUGAAAAAAUUCGAAAAGAUGACAUCAUUAGCGAAAUAUGAAGAAUGGAUGUCAAAGACUGGUUGGAAGAAAGGCAGUGGUCUUGGAAAGAACGAAGAUGGUGAUACUAACUUUAUUGAAGUAAAUAAAAAGAAUAAUAAUGUUGGUAUUGGUGCAACUAAAUUCAAGUGGGAUGAGCUUUGGUGGGACAACGUCUAUACCAACACAUCUAAAAAGAUAGGUGAAACAGAAGAGAGUAUCGAUAACAGUUUAUUUGAGACCGGUUAUUCAAAUAGAUCAAAAGAGAGAAAAGCAGAGCUAGAAAAAGAAAGAAAAGCUUAUGAAAAUGAUAGUAGUGAAGAAGAUGAUGAAGAUAAUGAUAAUGAUAGUGAUGAUAGUGAAGAUGAUAGUAGUAGUAAGAAUAAUAAUAAUAAUAAUAAUAAUAAUAAUAAUAAUAAUAAUAAUAAUGGUGGUAGAGCUGGACUUGGUAGUGGAAAUAGCAAUAGUAAUAGUAGUAGCAAGUCAAAAGUUUAUCAUGGUCAAUUUAAGAAAUCAAAGGUACAAACUUUUGAUGUUGCAGACGAUGAGGAGGAAGAGCUGAAGAAACAAGCGGAUCUACAGAAGAAAAUGAAAGAUGAAGAUAAGAAGAAAUCUGUUAAUAUCAAUGGAAAGGUAUCUGAUAUGACAAGCGAGACAUUCGAAGCAUGCAAAGGCAGAGUUUUAAGAAAGUACGUUCCACUUGGAAAGUUGGCUAGACUUCAAGAACAAGAGAAGAAUUUCAACAAUAACAACAGUAACAACAACAAUAGUACCAAUAAUAACACUACCACUACCACUACCACUACUAUAGUUUUAAGUAAAUCAGAGAAGUUACAACAAAUACUUAAUAUUACAGAAUCAUCAAGUUCACAAGUUAAAUCAACAUAUAUUGCUGUUGUUGUUGAUGAGAAAAAAGAGAACAGUAAAGACAAGAAAGAUAAAAAAGAAAAGAAAGAUAAAGAUAAUAAAAAGAGAGAGUUAGAUCAACAAGACAGUAGUAGUGGUAAUAGUGAUAAGCAAGUUGUUAAGAAAUCAAAGACAUCCACAUCAACAAGCUCAUCAUCAUCAUCAGAAAAAAGUUUAAAAAAAGAAAAAAAGAAAGAAAAGAAAGAGAAAAAGAAGAAGGAAAAGAAGGAAAAGAAAGAUAAAUAA